This is a messenger RNA of Daldinia vernicosa, 462 nucleotides long. RefSeq lists its product as uncharacterized. The transcript has a single exon. Bases 1 to 462 code for a protein of 153 amino acids. NCBI's taxonomy places the organism in Eukaryota, Fungi, Ascomycota, Sordariomycetes, Xylariales, Hypoxylaceae. The record is from RefSeq and is a predicted model, not a curated record.
AUGUCCGCCAUAAACACCAUCAAUGCCCUCCACGCUGAGGCGUCGCGGAUUAUUUAUCAACUCGGUCGAGCUCCCACCCGCGCUGAGCGUGGCUAUGCGCUGGAGCUAGCUGAUAAAGCCAUGGAACUUGCUAUCGAAGCCGGCUUCGAUGGUCCUUCGAUAGAGACCUGCGAAGCCGUCCAGCGCCUUUGCUACGACGCUCUAUUACAUUCCUACAGCUGGACGGACAACCACGAGCGUCGCAUGUACGAGAAAAGCUCGUCAAGAACUCCUGUAAAGAGUAAACGGUCGGCCAGGAUCUACAACGUCGACAAUGGAGAGCACGUGGUCGAGGCUCUUGAGGCUGUCCAUAUUGGAAACAUGUUGAGUAAUCGUGUGUCGGUUGAACCAGAUGCGUGGAAUCGCAGGAUUCGGUGGGUCGAUGAAGUUAUGGACCAGCCGAUUCGUACGUUAGUUCAUUAG